AUGUGGAGUUUCCUGCUGCGUGGUCCUCCAGGGAGGCUGUGGAUGGGGCUCAUGUGCCUUCUGUCCCUUUGGGAUGCAGAGAUUCCUGCGCAUUCGGUGGAUCUGUCGGCCCUCAACCUGGCGGGGCUGGUCAACAGGAUGCUCAGCGGAGCUCUGAAAGGUAGCAACACGUUCUUCUCCUUGCUCAGCGUCACCUCCUACAGCUCCUUCGCCUUCCACAAGUUCUCUGUGGCCAUUUAUAACAUUUCUCACCUGAAGAACGUGGACCCGGCCACAUUCCCCACCAGACACUGCUACUGUUUGAGCAACAGGACCAAUGACUUGUCAGAUUUCACAGCCCUCCUGGUGGACAUCGUCGGAAAUUCUACCAGCUACCUCACCGAAAUUUUUAAGUCAACCUCCAUCCUCUCAGUGAGUCAGACCAACAACUCCGACUGCAUCUUCAUCUGCGUGAUGACGGGGAAGUCUGGAAGGAAUCUGUCCGACUUCUGGGAUGGGGCAGAGAAGUUCCCGGUUGUCAAUUACACGUUCACCAGCAGCUUCGUCGGCCUGCCAGGUCCCUGCAUUGCCUUAAGAACGAUCAUCUUCACAUACAACACAGGUUACAUCUGCUACACGGCUCAGAAUAUCACCAUCGGCGCUUCUGGAGGGAUGGCCGUGACACCAAAGCCCCCAACCGUAAGCCACCUGAGACUGCCGAGUCCCAGCCCCCCACGCUGGGGCCUGGGCACCCGAGUGUCUGCUGUGAGGGUCCCUCCCUGGACGGAGACAGCCUUUUCUUCAGAGACCCAGGAGACCACGACCCAAGGAAUACACACCCCUGGGACCCAGACUCCAAGUCCCACCAAGGCCCCGGCCCCCAGAUAUCCACCGACAGGUGACCUCCCUGCCAUGUGGCCGUAUAUCCCUGGGGACGAGCCGGGCCUGGUCCCAGGGCUCCAGCAGGUCUCGAGGUGUCCUCAGCCGCCCCUCCAGGAAGGCGCCUUGACCGCUCCGCCUCACCCCCUGACCAUGCAGAAGAUCAACCCCUGCCUGAUGGAGCUGUGUCAAUUUUUCCAGCAGUGCCUGUGCGUGAGCCAGAGGAGGACUCCCAGUACAGAGGCCAUGAGGUACUGCCUGGAACACUAUUCCUGGUUUCUGAAGAACGCAACCUAUGUCUGCCCGAGGGUGAAAAGGGUGGCCCACUCCCGCACAUUAAAGCAAAGGUGCCUUGCGAACAUCUGCAAGUCCGUGUGA
Messenger RNA from Echinops telfairi (small Madagascar hedgehog), 1236 nucleotides. It is a transcript of the gene HHLA1, whose product is annotated as HERV-H LTR-associating 1. The record is from RefSeq and is a predicted model, not a curated record. Bases 1 to 1236 code for a protein of 411 amino acids. The transcript is spliced from 14 exons. Lineage: Eukaryota; Metazoa; Chordata; Mammalia; Afrosoricida; Tenrecidae.